AAUGUUAAAAAAGCUUAUUUUGAGAAACACUUGAAAUCAAGUUAGAGAAAAUUUUUCUAAGUGAUUUACCAAUAAUCCUCUAGCUUUACGAUCAAUUGCAUCAAUUAUCUCCCAUGAACAACUCCUAAAGACUAACUCUCUUAACCAAUUCAAUGUUCAAAGAACAAAAAAUUAAAAAUGAAAAAUUUGUUGAUGUAUUUUUAAUUAAAAAAAAUAUAUAUAAUAAAACAUUCAAGAACAGAAUAGUCAACGGCAAUUACCUACACAAAGCAAAAAAUAAUCACUUCCGAAUUUUUCUUUCAGAUUCGUAAGAUCCCACAGCAUCCAAAUGCAGAGAUUUCCAAUUUCAACUUCAAUUUUUCCACCUUCCCGGAGACCCAUUUGGGAAUUAUCUCUUCGAAAACGCUCCGCCGCCGUCGCAGUUCCGGCCGCCGCCAUCUUCUUCCUCGCUGCCGUCCUCAUUUCCUCCACUCGCCUCCAAUUCACUCUGUUUCACACUAACUUUCUCGGCAACCAAACAGAAAAAAUCCCCAAAAAAUCAAUCAAAUAUUACCCACUUAACUGUUCUUCAUCUUCCACCACAAACCAAACCCAGCAUUUCACUUGCCGUAAAGACUACCCGACCCUUUACGAACCCGAAUCAAUCGGCCCAUCGGGUCGGUCCGUUUGCCCGGAGUACUUCCGAUGGAUCCACGAGGAUCUGAAGCCGUGGGCGGCGGGGGGAAUCACGAGAGAGAUGGUGGAGAAAGGGAAGGCAACGGCGCAUUUCCGGCUGGCGGUGGUCCGCGGGAUUGUCUACGUGGAGCACUACAAGAAGUCGAUUCAAACGAGAGAUUUGUUUACAAUUUGGGGGAUUUUGCAGCUUUUGAGAAGAUACCCAGGGCAAAUCCCUGAUUUGGAGCUGAUGUUUGACUGUGACGACCGGCCGGUCGUUAAAUCAGCCGACUACCGGAAUGCGGGAGUGGAUACGGUGGAGGCACCGCCGGUGUUCCGGUAUUGCGGAGAUGAGGAGACCUUGGAUAUUGUGUUCCCGGAUUGGUCCUUCUGGGGAUGGGCAGAGAUAAACAUAAGGCCAUGGGAGAAUUUGUUGAAGGAAUUGAAAAAAGGGAAUGAGAAGAGGAAAUGGAUGAAAAGGGAAGCUUUUGCAUAUUGGAAAGGGAAUCCUUAUGUGGCUGACACAAGACAAGAUCUUCUCAAAUGCAACCUCUCCCUUCAAAAUGAUUGGAAUGCUCGUCUCUAUAUUCAGGAUUGGAUUCAAGAGUCUCAACAAGGUUAUAAGCAAUCAAAGUUGGCAAACCAGUGCACUUAUAGGUACAAAAUCUACAUAGAAGGAUAUGGAUGGUCAGUGAGUGAAAAGUAUAUAUUGGCAUGUGAUUCAAUGACAUUGCUUGUAAAGCCCAAUUUCUAUGAUUUCUUCAGUAGAUCUUUGGAGCCACUUCACCAUUAUUGGCCUCUUAGUGAUGACCAUAAGUGCAAAUCCAUCAAGUUUGCUGUCCAUUGGGGCAAUUCCCACAAACAAAAGGCACAAGAUAUAGGAAAAACAGCAAGUAACUUCAUCCAACAAGAGUUAAGGAUGGAAAAUGUGUAUGACUACAUGUUUCAUCUCCUCAACCACUACGCGAAGCUCCUUCGGUUUCAACCUGAAAUCCCGACGGGCGCAAUGGAAGUCUGCUCCGAGACAAUGGCUUGUCCGAGGGACGGGCCAGAGAAGAAGUUCAUGAAGGAAUCCAUGGUGAAAACUCCCUCUCUCACAAUCCCUUGCUCCAUGCCACCACCAUUUGAUACCCCUUCUCUCCAAAGGCUUUAUAGAAGAAAUGCUAAUCUAAUAAGCCAAGUGGAGAAGUGGGAAAAUCAUUUUUGGAUUCAAAAUUAAACCUUAAAUAUAUGCUUUUCUUUUUUCCACUCUUUUUUUUUUUUUGAAAUAGAAACAGCCAAAGUUACUUUGGCAUCAAUUUGAUUAUUUCAUGGAAUUUUAAACUUAGUAGUUGUUUAUUUUA
This is a messenger RNA of Cucumis sativus (cucumber), 1997 nucleotides long. RefSeq names its product O-glucosyltransferase rumi homolog. The record is from RefSeq and is a predicted model, not a curated record. Bases 329 to 1873 code for a protein of 514 amino acids. NCBI's taxonomy places the organism in Eukaryota, Viridiplantae, Streptophyta, Magnoliopsida, Cucurbitales, Cucurbitaceae. The transcript is spliced from 6 exons.